CCUUUCUGCAUUGCUUUACACCCAAAUAGGACUAAUAAUUAUCGCUUAAUGAAAUCAUUAAAUUGGUACAGCUAGGGUUUUAUACCCCCCGCUCCACUCUUCUGCUCCUCUGUGUUCCUUCUCAGUCUUCCCCUUUUUCCUAUUCUCUUUCUUUUCUAAAAGAAACAAAGGAGAGGGCGCAGAGCGGCACGGAAAUAGGCAGUGUGUGCGCGGGGUGCGUGCUUGAUGGGUUUGCUUUAGUUCUUGGGCACUGUGACAGCGCGUGUCGUUGCGGUGAGUACGGUCACCGGCUCCUCCCAUGGCUUCGCCGCUAUGGCUCCGCCUCGUCGCCGGAGCACUCUUGCUGCUGGCCUCCCUCCCCGGCGGGGCCCCAGAUCUGGCGUCCGACGCCGCGGCGCUCCUCGCAUUCCGCGCUGCCGUCGGCCGGUACGCGCUGACCACGUGGAACUCCUCCGCUCCCGGGGCGCCCUGCUCCUGGCUGGGGGUCUCGUGCGAGUCCGGCCGAGUCAACGUGCUCCGCCUCCCCGGGGCCGGCCUCAUUGGACAGAUCCCUGCCGCCGUCGGUAACCUCACCGCCUUACGGACCCUCAGCCUCCGCUUCAACGUCCUCUCCGGUCCUCUCCCCUCGGAGCUCGCCGGCCUUGCCGAGCUCCGCAACCUCUACCUCCAGGGAAACCGCCUCUCCGGCGAGAUCCCGGCCUUCCUCUCCUCCUUGAAGAACCUCGUCCGCCUAAAUCUUGCCGGCAACCAGUUCACUGGCGGGAUCCCUCUGGGGCUCAACAACCUCUCUCGGCUUGGUACGCUUUACCUCGAGAACAAUCGGCUCACCGGCGAGAUUCCGGCCCUCGACUUCGCCAACCUGGUCCAGUUCAACGUGUCCUACAACCAGCUCAACGGAUCCAUACCGGCCAAGCUCCGCUCGCAGCCGGCAACGGCGUUCCUGGCCACGGGUCUCUGCGGUGGCCCCCUCGGGCUGUGCCCCGGCGAGAUCGCGCCGUCCCCAUCGCCGGAGGGUUCCGGCUCCGUGAAUCCCACUGGAGGGGCUGAGAGCAACCACAAGAAGAAGAAACUCUCCGGCGGGGCGAUCGCCGGGAUCGCGAUCGGGGCCGUAGCCUUCUUGCUGAUCGCGCUCGUCGUGCUGAUCCUUCUCUGCCGCGGGAGGAAGUCGCAGUCGUCGGCCGUGGGCGGGAAGCAGAUGGAGAUGGGGGCGGCAGCAGAGCAGAGGGACAACGGUCUAGGCGCAGGUGGAGCGAACGUGAACGGUGGGUCGGUGGCUCCGGCGGCGGCCGCGGGCAAGGCCGUGGCGACCGCCGCUGCCUCAGCCGGGGCCAAGAAGCUGGUGUUCUUCGGGGGAGGGCCGAGGGCGUUCGACCUGGAGGACCUGCUGCGGGCGUCGGCGGAGGUGCUGGGGAAGGGCACGUUCGGGACGGCGUACAAGGCGGUGCUCGAGACGGGGGUGACGGUGGCGGUGAAGCGGCUCAAGGACGUGAACUUGGAGGAGAGGGAGUUCAAGGAGAAGAUCGAGACCAUCGGCGCAAUGGACCACCCCAACCUGGUGCCCCUCGUGGCCUACUACUUCAACAAGGAUGAGAAGCUCCUGGUCUACGAUUACAUGCCAAUGGGCAGCCUCUCCGCCCUCUUGCACGGUAACAGAGGAUCCGGUCGAACACCUCUCAACUGGGAAACAAGAACGGGCAUCGCGCUCGCAGCUGCGCAGGGUAUCCAGUACAUCCACUCCACGGGCCCUUCCGCCUCACACGGCAACAUCAAGUCCUCCAACAUCCUCCUCACCAAGUCGUACGACGCCCGUGUGUCCGACCACGGCCUUGCCCUUCUCGCGGGCGCAACGUCCGCCCCUACCCGCGUCGCAGGAUACCGGGCUCCGGAGGUCACCGACCCCCGCAAGGUUUCCCAGAAGGCCGACGUGUACAGCUUCGGUGUCCUCCUCCUCGAGCUGCUCACGGGCAAAGCCCCUGCGCAGGCCCUUCUGAACGAGGAAGGCAUCGACCUCCCCCGAUGGGUGCAGUCGGUCGUGAAGGAGGAAUGGACCGCCGAGGUGUUCGACGUGGAGCUGCUGAGGUACCAGAACGUGGAGGAGGACAUGGUGCAGCUCCUGCAGCUCGCCAUCGACUGCGUGGCGCAGUAUCCGGACAAGCGGCCCUCGAUGCCCGAGGUGGUGGUCCGCAUCGACGAGAUCUCGAGGUCAAGCCCAGCUUCCUCCUACCGGGACCAGCAGAGCACUCCGCGGAGCGUCGGUGACGACCAGUCCUCCAAGCAGAACGACUCGACGGCCGGAUCGAAUCCUCCCGGUGCCGAUCUCUGAGUCACGCCGGGGAGCAACUACGAACUCGGAGGCCGCGUUCGAUCGAUCCCAAGCAUUAUUUCCCGUUCGUUUCUUGUGAUUAAGCAAAUUAUUACAACCUGUUUGUUCCAUUUCCUUUUCCCCGAUGUUGUUCCUCUUUCCAAGUUUUAGGAGGGUUGGACGCUGUGUGUAGGAUAGAUGACUGGUGUCAAGUCAAGUCCAUUCAUAGCGUUGCUUAUCACAUCUAUUAUUCUGUCUUUUUCUCUCAUGUAGGACUUGCAAUGGCUGCUGGUGGAUUGCUGAUGUGAGAGUCUUCCUCUUGCCCGGAAGAGCUGGAGAAGAUUACAUUCGAUGAUGGAAGGGUGGGUGGUUCCAUGCUCUUCCCAUGAGCUCAAUAAUGUAGUAGUUGUUGUGGGGAAUGAGCUGUGUGCCUGUCUUUAUAUAACAUUAAUUCUCUC
Musa acuminata AAA Group (dessert banana) is the source of this 2760-nucleotide messenger RNA. RefSeq names its product probable inactive receptor kinase At1g48480. The record is from RefSeq and is a predicted model, not a curated record. Gene Ontology annotation, molecular function: protein binding; ATP binding; protein kinase activity. Lineage: Eukaryota; Viridiplantae; Streptophyta; Magnoliopsida; Zingiberales; Musaceae. Gene Ontology annotation, biological process: protein phosphorylation. Bases 299 to 2323 code for a protein of 674 amino acids. The transcript has 2 exons.